ACACGUACACAAAGAAAGCAAUCAUCUGGCAAACAGAUGUGAUUUCUUUAUUUUAAAGCCCGGUAAAAGACGUGAUAAGGACACCUCAAUACAGCAGGAGGCAGUGAAUCACAGAGGAACAGAAUACAUUAAAAGGAGCCUUUAGUGCUUAUGAGAAAUGAGAAUGGGGGCAAUCGCUUUCUUGUCAUUUUUAACACAAGGUGGUUUUUCCGCUUCAUUGUCCUAAUAGUUGGAAUUUUCCUUUCAUAUUUGUAAGUGGACAGGGGAGGAGUUUCAUCUUUCUUCAAAUAAGAAAAGGAAGUAUAGAAUUGAAUGUAAACGUGUUGUGGGGGAAUGCUACUUGUCUUCCGUUCAACCUGUUUAAAGAGGUAAUUUAAGUGAUUUUCUAGCAUGGACACUGUUGCUAGCCAUAGUUGUCAUCUUCUCCAGCAGCUACAUGAACAGCGCAUUCAGGGACUUCUCUGUGAUUGCAUGCUGGUGGUAAAAGGUGUCUGCUUCAAAGCACACAAAAAUGUAUUAGCUGCUUUCAGUCAAUAUUUCAGGACCCUUUUCCAGAAUUCUUCAGGCCAGAAGAAUGAUGUCUUUCACUUGGACAUUAAAAAUGUAGGUGGCAUAGGCCAGAUCUUGGACUUCAUGUACACCUCUCACCUGGAUCUUAGCCAGGACAAUGUACAAGCUAUGUUGGAUAUUGCACAGUGUCUCCAAGUGCAAAAUGUGCUGAACAUUUGCCACACCUUUUUAAAAUCUUCUACAGCUGUAGAGCAAACAGCCAGCAUGCCUUGUAAUAGCGUAUUUUCGCUGCAGAAUACUUUGACUGCAGAUACUAGCUGUACCAAUGACAGUUAUGGAACAAACCUAUUGCAUGAAUGCUCAUCUGACACACAAGCAAAUAAAGGCUUGGCUGACCACCAUCCUCAUGCAUCACAGUCUGUUAAUCUUCACACACCCUCAGGUGAUGUACAGAAACAACCACAAGACUCCUUAGAUGGCAGCUGCACAGAGCUUCCAUUUAAACAACCAAAUUACUAUUACAAACUACGCAACUUUUACAGUAAACAGUUCUAUAAGCAAAAUGCUUGCUCUAAUCAUGAGAGAGGAGCAGAACAAUCCUUUUCUUACAACACAUCUACAGAAAUAAACACAGUAGAGAAUAAUUCUUGUACUGUCAAUCACUCUGAGUGUGUUCUGGAAACCUCUGAUCAUUUACCAUCAAACUUUCUGGUUCAGUCCAUGAAUGAAGCUGCUCCAGACCAAGAUGCAGAAAGCACGCUUACGCAGCCCACCAAACAGAUGCGGCUGAAAAAAGCGAUACACCUCAAAAAGUUAAACUUUUUAAGAUCUCAGAAGCCUGCAGAGCAGCAGCCUGAGCCUAAAACAGAUGACAGUAGAAUAGCAGGAGUAACUGAAUCUGUAAAUGAAGGUACUGUGGACAUGAAUGCUAAAGUUACUGAUGAGAAAGAAGCUGAAGAUUUAGUGAAUUCUGAGAAUUUUGAACAAACUGUUGAAAUUGAAAGAUCUCAAGGUCCUUUGGAACAAGAAGGGCAAUCACAGACUCUUCAGUCACAGAGGCAAUAUACUUGCGAAUUAUGUGGGAAGGCUUUCAAACAUCCAAGCAACUUGGAGCUCCAUAAAAGGUCUCAUACAGGUGAGAAACCUUUUGAAUGUAACAUUUGUGGGAAACACUUCUCACAGGCAGGUAAUCUCCAGACACAUUUACGUCGACAUUCUGGUGAAAAGCCAUACAUUUGCGAAAUCUGUGGGAAAAGAUUUGCUGCUUCUGGUGAUGUUCAGCGUCAUAUUAUUAUUCAUUCUGGAGAAAAGCCUCAUCUGUGUGAUAUCUGUGGCAGAGGAUUCAGUAACUUCAGUAAUUUAAAGGAGCACAAAAAGACCCAUACAGCAGAUAAAGUAUUCACCUGUGAUGAAUGUGGGAAGUCAUUCAACAUGCAACGAAAAUUAGUAAAGCACAGAAUUAGGCAUACCGGAGAAAGACCAUACAGCUGUUCAGCAUGUGGGAAAUGUUUUGCAGGCUCUGGAGACCUGCGUAGACAUGUGAGGACUCAUACAGGAGAAAAACCCUAUACCUGUGAAACUUGUAACAAAUGCUUCACUCGCUCUGCUGUUCUACGGCGGCACAAGAAAAUGCAUUGUAAAGCCACUGAGGAAGGUCCACACACACUAGAGGAAUUUACUCAAGGGAUUGAAACUUCUGACCUUGAGAAGUCUCAGAGUUCUGACUCUUUUGGCCAAGAAAUGUCUGUUACAUUGUUACCAGUGUCUGUUAAAUUUCCCAUUCGUCCAGCUGCAAAUUCAACUGAAUUUGAUAGUUCUGCAGAUUCUUACUGUAAGUUGCGAUCAAUGAUUCAACACCACGACUCAGCAAACCAACAAAAACUGAAUGUGGAUUCUGCUAAACUCCCAAAAGCUCAGACACAACAAACUCCACCGCCACCACCAUAUGCUUAUGCAGAUGUAGAUGUAUCUUCUGCAGAAGAACCCUUACAGUCUGAUAAUAUUCCCAUGAUUCGUUCCUCUAUGGUUAGCUUGGACAGUCAUUGUAAUGAUCCACUAGGCAGUCGAACAUCUGCCGCAUACAAGAAUAAUGAAGGUCCUUUCUUCUCUAGCAUGACCCUCUGGGGUUUAGCUAUGAAGACCUUGCAGAAUGAAAGCGAAUUGGAACAAUGAGGGCUCAGGUGACUGUAUCAAAACUUCUUAGAGGCGUUUUUUGCAAGUGAUUGCAAUUGCACUGCAGCAUACAGAGCUCAGAGCUAGUUUUAAAGCCAGCUAGCUUGGAAUACUGGUAGAAAUCAAGAUACGCAUGCCCAGAACCCAGUGUAGGCUGCCUUUACGCUGCUUCUCAGCAAAGUUCAUAUCUAGUUUUGGGGACCUUUGUUGUUCUGUGUCUGCACUGUGUAGCUCGUGUUGUUGCCAUGAUUUACUAAAAUUUGCCAUUUACUUAAUUACCAUUAACUUGGUAUUUUUUACCUGAUAAGGGAGGAAAGGAUGGCUCAAUGCCUAAUUUCAUUAUAUGGGUGCAGUUCCAAGUAUGGGUCAUCAGAGUUGUGUAAGGAUGUAGAUAUGAGAAGAGGAAAAUACUUAACAAAUCCCUAGUGAACCUGAGUUUCAGUAGUGGCUUUCUUACCAGUAGGAUCAUUGGUUUACAUGACUUGAGUAUUGUGAUAUUAAAUUUAAAUGUUAAAUACUGAACAAUAUUUGUGAUAGUGCAAAGUAACUGUAUAUCUAGAAACUUUAUUUUUUUACAAUAAAAGCUUUUUUUAGUAUUUUAUAAACUAUUUUGCACAGCAGAUUAUUUGUACAAUGAAGACCAAGAUCAGGAAAUAUGAAUAAAGGGAAGUUGUUUUACAUUGUAUUUUAGUUGCUCAAUGUGUUUCAUCUUUGUAUGACAGAGUUUCAGUAACAUAUUUACAUUUAUUCCAGGUAUCUUUACAAUGCUAAUGGGGAUACCACUGCAAGAAGGAGCUGCUCUGUAAACUAAAUGCAAUCAAUAGACUGGUAGAUUGUCUUGCAUUUCAGUGAAUUAGUGUAAAGCACUGGUUAAUUAAUAGAAUGAGUAGACUGUUACAGGUUAGAAACUUUGCUUAGAGGCCAUUUUCUGCUUUGAUGCUUUGAAUGAUUGCAUUCAUUUUCAGUAUAGAUCUGUUGCUGCAUUUCAAAUUGCUUGCUAUAUCACUUGAGUUCUACAGGCUUAACUUCUUCAAACCCAUCAAAAAGUUUUAGCAAUGUGUUGUCAAGCCUUAUGCUAAAACAUUCCUUUAGAUACUGUAGUUUCUGAAAUGAAAAUAUCUGUAUACUAACUUUUUUCCUGAAGUUCAUUCACAGGCUGGAAAGUCUGUCUGAAGUACAAAUUUCCUAUAAGGACUCUCAAUGUUUGUAGGCUGAGAAGCAGAUUUCUUGUUCGGCAACAGCUAACAGUGUUCGGCAACAGCUAACAAGAUUUGGUAUCACUGCUGUUUUAAUAACACUGCAGUUCCUCUGCUGAAAAAUAUUGUAUUUGUGUAAAACCAAUAGCUAGAACUGUCUAGUAAUUAAUAUGUAAUGUUACAUUUUCCUGCUAUUAGAAAAUACGUUAUUACUUGUAUCCCACUAAAGCACAAAGAUUCAAAUCUUUUAUGAUUGGUUCUUUGUAGAACAAGAAUGAGUUUUGCUACAACAGGAAUGUAGACCACAGGUGACUUCUAGUCCCCUUUUUGCAUUGUGUGGAGGUUCAGAGCCUAGAAAAUACAGU
Messenger RNA from Athene cunicularia (burrowing owl), 4243 nucleotides. It is a transcript of the gene ZBTB49, whose product is annotated as zinc finger and BTB domain containing 49. The record is from RefSeq and is a predicted model, not a curated record. Gene Ontology annotation, cellular component: nucleus. Gene Ontology annotation, molecular function: DNA-binding transcription factor activity, RNA polymerase II-specific; RNA polymerase II cis-regulatory region sequence-specific DNA binding; protein binding. NCBI's taxonomy places the organism in Eukaryota, Metazoa, Chordata, Aves, Strigiformes, Strigidae. The coding region runs from base 391 to 2682 and encodes 763 amino acids. The transcript is spliced from 8 exons. Gene Ontology annotation, biological process: regulation of transcription by RNA polymerase II.